GAGAUUAUUGUCUAAAGAAAGGCAAGGACAGGGCCAUCCUUUUUGCAAUCCAGAUACACACGCAAGGAUAGACCUGUCAAUUACUAUCAAUUUACUUUAAUUUGACUUACACAUAUACAUGUAAAUGUGUAUGUAUGUGUGCGUGUGUGUGCCAGUGCGUACGUGCGUGUGCCAGAGCGUACGUGCGUGUGCCAGAGAGUACGUACGUGCGUGUGCCAGUGCGCGCGCGUGUGUGUUGCAUGUAGUAUAUCGGUACACGAAAAAAUAAGAAAGGAAUUAAUUGAUAUCACAUAUUGUACAUUAACUGACUACCUGUACAAAGUAUGUACAAGAAAUAUGACCCGUCCCCCUUUUUGUAAGAUUCUGAGAAUCCGCCACUAAUAAAAUCUAUACGAAACGUAAAUGCAUAGUCCAUUGACCGACAACAUCUGGUCCAUGGUAAAAUUAUUCCAAACUGUUUAUUAAGGUCAGCUGACUUCAUCUACAUUAUGAAAUAAAAAGGUCAAAUUUCUCUUUGUGACAAAAUCACAAUCUUUAUAAUUAUCACCUCUGAUCUCAUCACAAAGGGUAAGUUAUUCUGGGGCCCUCCGCUCUGCUCUUUGUGUGUGUGCCCCCAAACGAUGCAUUAUUGCGGACAGUACAUCAGGGUGACUGUGUCAAUGUACGAUCUUUUUUUUUUUUUUUUUUUUUUUUUUGGCUGGGAAAGAUGCUGGCGAUAAUUUGCUGAGUACAUAACACGCUUGACUGACUACCAAUCAGAGGAUGAGGUUUCCCUCCCGGCGCGUAACGAUGAUGACAUGCAUUUGACAUGUCCCUAUACUAUAAAUGAAAGCCCAGGGUUGAUGGAAAGACGGACAAUACACAAUCGUAAAUGAAAAUAUGGCAAAUGGAAAAUGGGUUGUUUGGAGCUCAAAACCAAAUCACUAUGAUUAACUGUCAUUCCUGCAUCAAAUAAAAAGAACUACAAGCAGGGCAGAAUGUGUCGUGGUAUUUUACGACAGCGAAUUGGUCCAGACGAGUCAGAUGAUGCUGCGAGAAAUGGAACUAACAUCAUUGUGCGAGACGAGGUGAAAAUCGAGACCGUCAUCAUUAUCCUGUGGGUGGCAGGUGGGGUGCUGUUAAUGACUCUUCUAAUUCUUUUGGUCUGCAUCCUUAGGAACAACAAGAAAUCCGGAGCACAAUGCGGAAAUGGGUCACGUGUAUUGCGGAUAGAUCCAAGACGCGCCAAUUCUCGAGAUGGCCGAUUGAAUCAUGGGUAUACUAAUUACGACGAGAUCUGGACGUGGAUACCUAUCAUACGCGGGAAUGAGGGCGAAUGUCCUCGUACCUCCGUAUACACCACUCCCUCCAGCAAUGAUUUACAACCCCCUCCCUAUAACGAGGUCGUGGGAUCGUCUGCCAUUCAACCAACGGCAACCACACCUAGUCCACAUGAGACGGCGAUAAAUUUGCAAAACCAGGUUAGUUCUUUUUCUGCGACGAAUCAAAUAGCUAACGACGUUAUAGUCAAUCGGGCUCUGGAAGAGAAUGCUCAGAAUUCAUGUAUUUCUGUAAGAAAUGAGCAGACGAUUUCUGUGCACAAUUCCGAUUCCAUGACUGGUGCAGCUUGUAGUAACAUUGUUGAGAGUGAACUUCAGACAAGACAGAGACUACAAUCUGAAGGUAAUCAUUUGAACAAUGGCGCUGAAAGAAGACGUACUGAAACCGGAAAUUGUAAUUCACGGCAACAUUUAGCACGUGCAAGGGAUUUGACCGGAAACGACACCAACAACAUCCCCUCUGUACCAGACACCCCAGAUCAUUACCGUGACGUAAUUUACCACCCAGAGCAAGGACUGUACUCCUUUCUAAGGAGAGAAGGCGGUAGGAGAGCGUGGUGUGACAUUCCUCCAAAUCUUCUAAACGAGGAUGGACCCCCGCCUUACACCCCGGCGCCUGACUACCCAGGCAGGCAUCAUAAUACCCGCAGAACAUCAUUCCGACAGGCGGUAAGCGAAAUACCUCCCAGAUAUUCAAGGAGACACCAAGGACUUACCGACGAGAGACCAGACAUUCCCCCAGAUUACACAUCCGCGAUAGAGCAAGAUUUCCCCAACAGUCGAGCUGGACACGUAGAAAGAAAUACUACCGCUCCUAUCGUGAGGUGUGACUAUGAUUACUUCUAACUACAAAGACUCAACCGCCGUGCCAAACACCGUCCACCAGUCAUCAAAUGAGAGGGGGGAGGAGGGAGUAAACUCUGGGGCAAUGACAGUCCGCCAGAUAAUAGCUCUCGGAGUCGAUUAGAUUUUCCUAGUCUAGUCCAGUCUCCUUAAACUGUAUAGUAGAGGAUGACGAUUGCGUGAUUUACUUGGUGAUGUCACUUCUAGUCAGUAUUAUGUAAAUAGACCAUUACUAAUCAGUAUUUAUUGUAUGUCAUGAACUUUUAAUAUAUUUUUAUAUACACCCGGUAUGUACUGAUGAAAGUUCCUCGUUAGUCAUCUCGCUAGCCAGGGGAGUGGACCGAACACCCUUGGCUACAUCUUCACAAGUCAAGGGUUAUUGAUUCUUUACUUCGCAUUAACCCUUGACAUCAGUGACUAUUAAAAUGUUGGGCUCAUUAUCUUUUUGCUUAAGACAAUAUUGCUUAAACGAUUGAAAUAGCCAUAACUGUCGGUAUCAAUUCACGUGUUUUUAUUUGAAUCUCUCGCUUCGCGUUGUUAGAAAUAGAACCGCAUUCUCAUUGGUUCCCAUUCUUUUGUGGAACCAAUCAGAACGAGCCCAACUUUUUGAUAGUCAAUGAUGUCAAGGGUUAGUGCGAGGUAACGAAUCAAUAACUCUUGACUAGUGAUGAUCGUUAGUGCGCUAAGCCAAAGAAACAAAAGCUGCAAAUUAACAGCUGUUGAUUUUAUCAUCAGUUCUUGCAUGAAUAGAUGAAAUCUAUGCGGCUUGAGAUAUAAAUUAUGUAGCUAGUUUAAUAACUAGAUCUAGCUAGCAGGUUGAACUUAAGUUGCAUUGGAUACGUGUACUUCAGCGUUUCUAUCUGCAGUGUUUAAAUGUGUUCAAGAAACAGGACGAUAUUAUAGUGAAAAGAAAAUCCGCUCUUCCAAAGAUGUGUGAAUAUAACAAUCAAAAAUAAAUGUUUGUAUCAUGCUG
Molecule: messenger RNA, 3135 nt
Organism: Ostrea edulis (European flat oyster)
Lineage: Eukaryota; Metazoa; Mollusca; Bivalvia; Ostreida; Ostreidae
Exons: 5
Coding region: 978-2165 (395 amino acids)
Source: RefSeq, a predicted model, not a curated record